Crotalus tigris (Tiger rattlesnake) is the source of this 1911-nucleotide messenger RNA. It is a transcript of the gene PCBD2, whose product is annotated as pterin-4 alpha-carbinolamine dehydratase 2. The transcript has 5 exons. Lineage: Eukaryota; Metazoa; Chordata; Lepidosauria; Squamata; Viperidae. Gene Ontology annotation, molecular function: 4-alpha-hydroxytetrahydrobiopterin dehydratase activity. Gene Ontology annotation, biological process: tetrahydrobiopterin biosynthetic process. The record is from RefSeq and is a predicted model, not a curated record. The coding region runs from base 403 to 729 and encodes 108 amino acids.
ACAGAUGGGGGAGAAGGGGUCAGCAUAAAAUGUGGCCCGGUGACCUUUAUUCAUAUUGGUUUGCUUUCUUUGAAGCUCUUAACUGCGGUUUUAAGCGCUUACAAGGACAAUUUAGGGAAAACCGACUUGGAAAUCCGGGUUUGGGCCUCUCGGCUCUUUUUUUUGAGAGGCUCAAAGGGAAUGUUAAAUGUGCCUCGCACGUGUAAUUCGAAGAUCCAAGUUUGCAAUUGGCGCUUUCCCUUUUUCGUCUUGACUUAACGAUCUUCCUUACAGGAAGCUCUUUGCAUUAAACCUGGGUCUGGCUGGGACUGCUUCGGAUUCGGGGCAGGAGGAUCCUAUAUCUAAAUACAGGAAGAAAGAACUACUAAAAAGAAAACGGGAAUUGUACAACAUUAAAACGGAAUGUCUUCACAAUCUAGCUGGUUGAGCACGGAAGAAAGGAACCAAGCUUUGUAUGAUCUUAAAGCUGCUGGCUGGUCUGAACUCACUGAAAGAGAUGCUAUAUUCAGAGAAUUCAUAUUCAAAACUUUUAAUCAGGCCUUUGGUUUUAUGACUCGGGUAGCUCUUCAAGCUGAAAAGAUGAAUCAUCAUCCUGAAUGGUUUAAUGUGUACAACAAGGUCCAGAUAACGCUCAUUUCCCAUGACUGUGGUGGCCUGACAAAGCGAGAUGUCAAGCUGGCUCAAUUUAUUGACAAAGCUGCUGCGUCUUGUCUAACAACUGGGUGCUAAAGUAAUAAUUAAAAAAAAAUCUACAAUUUGUUUAUUUAGUCUUCACUCUUAAAAAAGGUUAAUCCUCAAAUUUCCCCAUUCUUGUAGAAGCUUUUGCAUAGAUACAUAACGUUUUUUAUCAAGUAGGUAAAAUGCUAGAAUUGCUGCAUUAAAAAGUUAAUUGUCUAUUCUAUGUAUUGGUGACGAUUCUCCUGUGGUCAUCUGUCUUCAGUAACACUGACCAUUUGGGCAGGAAUUCCUCCAAAGAAGAAUGUUCAAAGUACCAGUGAUUUGGGCUUAUUAGUAGGUCAGUCUUGCAUUUUAUGUACCCUGUGUUGUAUAUUGUAUUUUAGAUUCUAUAGACAUUGACACAGUUCCAUUAGAACACUAGAGCCUGAAUUUUUUCUCAUUAAUUAAUGGGAGGAGGCUCCAGUGACCCUAUAUUAAUAUACCGAGGAAUAUAACUGAGAGAAAAAUCUCCCUUGCUGUGGAUGUACUGGUUUAAACUUUCAAGUAUUCUCUGUGUGACAAAAAUCAUGUAAUAUUCUUGGAAAUCUUGGUCAGCAUAAUACAAUAAUCACAAUGAUUAUUAAAAAAACCACCUGGUUAUUCUUUAUAUUGAGCUAAGCAUAUUUGUCAUAUUGAUUCCAUAUGCUUUCAACUUUAGAGUAGAUCCAAGGGGGAUUCCCUCUCUCCUGUUUCCUGAGGCACAGAUCUGGCUCUUUCUAGACAAAUAAAACUUGAUGCAGCAUAUUGUGCUAAAAAGCCAGAUUCUCCCUGAAUUUAUUCCCUUUCUUGACGAUUGAUCACACUAAUUGGAGAACGGUGUUCCAAUCUCCUUGAGGGCAGCAGUUGGAGAAAAAUGGUCUGAGCCAACUUUGAAGCUCCUUCCAGACACAAGAGCAGUAGAAACAAGGCUUAAGAGUAGAUCAAAAGUCUGACUUACUGAACAACCUACAGAUCUGGAGGAGGAAUAGGAUGAAAAAAGACUAUUUUUCAAGUUUAUUGUAGGUACACACAUUUAUAAUUAAAACUAAACAAAUCUUAUUUAUUAUGGCAAAAUAACAGGGAGGUAUAAUUUCUUUGUUAUGUUUAUUUAAGCCAAAAUUCAACUAUUAAUAAGACAGUUUAGAGCCAAAAAUUGAUAAUGGUAAAACAGAUUCUUAACCUCUCUGAUUCAAUAAAUGCCAUUUCUUUCUCCUA